Messenger RNA from Scaptodrosophila lebanonensis, 1401 nucleotides. RefSeq names its product dynein regulatory complex subunit 5. Gene Ontology annotation, molecular function: protein binding. The transcript is spliced from 6 exons. Bases 1 to 1401 code for a protein of 466 amino acids. Lineage: Eukaryota; Metazoa; Arthropoda; Insecta; Diptera; Drosophilidae. The record is from RefSeq and is a predicted model, not a curated record.
AUGGAUUUCACUUAUUGCGAAUUUCCCUGCACGGUGUCACUCGACACCUUCAAGGCCUACUUCAAUCCCAAUGAUGUGAAGCUGCCCAAAAUCAGCGGCAAGUCAUUGCUGAGCAGCCAGCCCGGACUUGCCGAUGCCGCCGGCAGCAACAACAACGAAUGCCAAACAAAUCAAGUGAAAAGUUUGCGACAUCUUGUGCUCGAUGCCAUUGUGGAAAACUGGAGUGAGGUUCCCCUCUACGAGCAGCUGCCGCGACACGAGGACCGUAACUACAUACUCAGUCAGUUGGAUGUGGAACUGCCGCUGGAACUGCUCAGCGCCCACAUAAGCGACGAUUAUUUCUGGGAGCGUUCUUUUCAGCAGCGGUGGCGUUCCGCGACAAUGCAGCUGCGCGGACGGGAGCGGCCAUGGAUUAACAUUUACAUGGAACGACAUCUGCAGGAGUUUAUUGAAAAUAUGCAAACCGGCGACUAUGAGCCGGAGGGCAAUGUGCAGACGACAUUGGACAUCUGUGCGGCAUAUAUAAAUCAAUUGGAGAUAAAUCAGCUACAGCCCGCUCCUCCGGGCAGCGACACCAAUGAUCACAUUCCACUUGAUUACCUGCUCGCCAAUCUGCCGGAUUUACAGAGGCUGCGGCUCAGCUAUUGCACCAAGACGGCCGGCUGUAAUUAUCAAUUGGGCUGCAAUCAACUCUCCUCACGCGACAUUGCGUUGCUGGCCAAAGGACUGAGUCAGUGCCACGAGUUGCGCUCCUUCUGCAUACACAACACAAAACUGGCACCGUAUCAGCUCCGACUCUUCGCCCAUUGUCUGGACAAGGGCUGCCAUCACCUCAACGCCCUCUCACUGAUGCACUGCGCCAUCGGUGAUGCGGGCAUACGAAGCUUUAUGGAGAACUGCACCAAAGAAUCUUUUGCCACGCUCACCAUGCUCGAUCUGACCAAUAAUAGGAUAACUGAGGAGGGUGCCUACAUACUGAGUCGCACUCUGCAGCACGUGCCCCUGCAACACCUAGUGUUGCGCCUCAAUCCCAUUCAGAGCGAUGGCGCUGCCGCCAUUUUCAAUACGCUGCAAGUAAUGCCCAUCAAGGUGCUGGACUUGGGCUCCUGCUCCAUCACGGAAUCCAUUACGAAACUAUUUAUGUUGCUCAUGUGUCAGCACAAGACACUGCUGGAGAUCGAUUUGUCCAACAAUUGUCUGGGCGAGGAUUUUGGCAAACACUUGCUUAAGGUCUUGGGGCUGAAUAAGAUACUGGAGCAUUUGGAUUUGCGAAAUACAGGCAUGUCCAUGGACAUGCGCCACAAAUUCAAAACAUUUCUGCUAAAAAAUGUGGAGCGGAAGAAACAUGAGGCUCUGAAGAAAAUGCAACGUGAAAAAUUUAUGGCCAUGAUGCAGCUUUGA